This is a messenger RNA of Scylla paramamosain (green mud crab), 3589 nucleotides long. RefSeq names its product homeobox protein EMX1-like. Lineage: Eukaryota; Metazoa; Arthropoda; Malacostraca; Decapoda; Portunidae. The transcript has 3 exons. Gene Ontology annotation, cellular component: nucleus. Bases 751 to 1875 code for a protein of 374 amino acids. Gene Ontology annotation, molecular function: DNA-binding transcription factor activity, RNA polymerase II-specific; RNA polymerase II cis-regulatory region sequence-specific DNA binding. Gene Ontology annotation, biological process: regulation of transcription by RNA polymerase II; neuron differentiation; central nervous system development. The record is from RefSeq and is a predicted model, not a curated record.
UUCUCGCCUUCGCAGUUCUAUCAGUCAGGCGCUUAAUUCAGUGUUUACUGUAAGUUUCAAACACGUGAUCUGUUACAGGGUGGAAGCAAAGUUCAGUGGUACUGUGUUUGUGUUGUGGUGCGAGGCGCAGCGUGGCGCGGAUGAUUGCUGGUGGGUCAUUGUGAGCGAACUGAGGUCCGCUGAGGUGGGAAGGCGGUGCCGCCGUCCUCGCCACCUCGGCAGACGCAAGGAGAGACACCAGGCUUCCCACUCUCCGUUUAUUGGUUAGUUUCACAUGUCGAAAAAUCGUUUCUCUUCUCACCAGAGACUCAACCCUCAUGUGCUGCCCCUCAGCGGCACCAGAGGCGGCAUCAGAUGAGCGCAAGGCAUACGCGACUACGAGCGGGCGUUCCAUCUGCACUGGUGGACUGUGAGAGUGUGUGUGUGGGUGGGGGGAGCCGCCGUGCGCCAGCCGUCACCACACUCCGCCCCAGUCACACCAGCACUGCGACCAUUGGUGGGAUGAUGAUUAUGUGGGCGGGCCCAGGGCGGUGGGCGGGGCGAGCGGCAGGCAGACACAUGGCAGGGUGACGGCAUGUGGUGGAAGCCGAAGAAUACUGGAGUGGUUACCCCGGGCCCGGCGCUGCUCGGCUAGCGUUACGUGGUGUACUGUGCUGCGAGGUGGCGCGCGCCCGUCUGCACGUGUGGUGUUUUGAGGCACGCUGCCCUUCCUGCCGUCCUCUUCCCUUGUUUCACAUGGACGCCGGCUGAAUGAUGCCCUGCGAUCCCCUGAUGAAGCCCAAGCUCGGCUUUUCCAUUGAGUCGCUGGUGGGCGGCAAGGUGAACUCGGAGGGCCGUGGAUCGCCGCCGCUCGCCGACACCUGCAGCGAGCGGGGACUGUCUCCUCCCGGCUCCAUGCCUCCGUCACCCCGCUCCCCUGGCCCUCCGGCCUUCAGCGACCUGCGGGCACCUCUGGCCAUGCGUGCCCUGCUGGAUGAGUACAAGCCGCUGCCCAUCCAGCGGCCGCAGCCAAUCAAUGGUGCGACACACAGACCUUCUCAGGAAGUGAGCCUGCCGCCCUCGCUGCUGGCGGCGGCAAAACUCCCUACGGGAUUUCCACCAGCCCUUCUUCCCCACCACCUCAAUCUGGCCGCCCUGCCACAGUUCCAAGGACUUCCUAGCACAUUUCCACCACAGCUCAACCCCCUCAUGAUGGGUGGGAGCGCUCCCGGCCUGGCCGCACACCUCCCUCGGGAAUACCCUCUGUACCCCUGGCUGCUGUCACGGCACGCAAGAGUCUUCCCCCACGGCCUCCCUAGUCCGGAGCAGCUGGCUUAUCUCCUACAGCCCUUCAGGAAGCCCAAGAGGAUCCGGACGGCGUUCAGCCCGAGUCAGCUGCUGAAGUUGGAGGAGGCUUUCGAGAAGAAUCAGUACGUGGUGGGCGCAGAGAGGAAGCAGCUCGCCCAGUCCCUCAACCUCUCUGAGACACAGGUUAAAGUUUGGUUUCAAAACAGACGCACGAAAGAAAAGAGGAUCCAGCAAGAAGACGGUGACAACGGAGGCGACUCGAGCACAGGCAGCGGGGAAGGUGGAACAAAAGGUGGAGGAGGAAGCACGGCAGGAAGCGGAGGAGGAGGAGGAGGAGGAGGAGGAGGGGGUGCAGGAAACUCAGCCUCAGGAGGAGCGGGAGGCGGUGCUGGAUCCUCCUCCCCUGACAAGUGCUCCGCCUCCUCCUCUUCCCCCGACAGAGUCUCCAAAUCCAUGGAGGAGGAUGACGAUGACGAUGAAAUAAUUGAAGAGGAUUCAGAAAACGAAAGCGUGGAAGUGAGCGUCGGUGUCGGCGUGGGUGUCGGGGUGGGAGUGGGCGGCGGCAGAGUGGAUCUCAGCACGGGCUGAAAUAAUGAAUGCUUCGCCAGAGCCAAGUCAAGGGAGCCUCGCUUCGCUGACACCCGCCCCGGCAGCUGGCGGUGAGCAGUGUCCUGGGCGACGCGUGUACAUAGUGUUUGCAGAGGUGAACGGCGUUAUGGUGACGUCAGAAGUGUACAGAACACGCCCUGAGUGGCUCAGGCUGACUGACCUGGCUCCGCUAGUCACGGGUGGACGGCUGAAAAUACCAGAACCAUACAGUCUUAGGUGCCAAGAGCAAAAAUGAUGUAGAGCUUAUGUUCGGUGGAACUUACGAGAAAAAUCAAGAAUGAAAAUGAAUAUUGUCCAGGAACGAAAUACAAGAAAUCCGAAAAGUAAUAUGUGAGCGCUUGGAAAAGAUGAGUAACAAUCUCUUAGAAACGCUCAAUGUGCAAUAGUCUUGCACUGUCAGUGCAAAGGCGCAGAGGUGUUGUGGGUCGCCCCUUAAAUGGAACGAAGGACGCGCCUGCGCCUUGAUGUUUCAAGUGUGUUUCCAGAAUCGGAAUCAAGAAGAGUUAAGUGACAUUCCCGCCUCCCAGACUUGAGCUGCUGACGAGCCUCCGCCAGUCAUGGCGCUGCGGCAUCCUCGGGACGCCGCCUCCUAUGUAGCCUAAGUUUACGAACACAUCGUCUUCCUGUUGUUUCAACGUCCACGUUGGUGUUGCUUUGUUAACUCUGCUGAGUAAGCGUCCUGUAUAUCAUAGUUCUGGUGUAUUGUAUAUCAUAUCACAACGACCAUAUUCCUGACAUACACUGGAGGAGUACACGCUACCACUGCAAUCCAUCAAAGUAGGAUAAGCCUUUUAUGCGAGUGUUUGUCACUUAUGGAAGCUUUACGAUACUUGCUAUAAUUAUGUACAUGUAAGCUGCAAGUAAUUUACUAUUACAUGAGGCAACGAAGUUUUCUUUGAAAGUUUUAUGAUGUAAAUAUUUUCUUUCUGACAAAUAACUGACGAAUGUGGCAGUGGCCGCACUCACAACUGAUGUCUUCUUCAGUCUAGCGCCACGAGUUAGUCUGCAGACAGGCGGUCACGAGGCGGCGGCGGCGGUGGUGGUGGUGCUGGCGGUGGCGGUGGUGGUGAGACAGCGGUGGUUGCGGCGGCCUGCUGCAGGCUGGAGAUCACGGCGCGGUCUGCAGCUACAGGCUCACGCCACCCACCACGAAAACGGACCUGAAUUAUGAGCCAAGGGAAAUUGUCUUGGUUUCUUGGCUUCCGUUGACACGGAAACAGGCCUUUCAUGGCGUGCCGGCGCGGACGUGAGGCCUCUUGUUGUGGUCUGAGUGAGAGUUUUCCUGGUGGCGUGGCCGCCCCACCCCCGCUGUCGCGACCUUCGCGGUGCAGCUGGUGGAAGGUUGCUGCUGUUCUCAGCAAAAAAAAGGUGUAACCGAACAGGCUGUGGCAAGGACAUAUCUGGAAGCCGACUCUUAUCUAAACCUAAUGUAAAAUAACAGGAGUACAUUUUUGGCAAGUAGCCGCCAUUUAUCACGGCUAGGAAGAAUUCAUUAUUUCCUCUGUCUGUCUCAUUUUUACCAACCACUCAAUGAAAUGUUAAUGGCAGCGCGCAGCUUGAGGCGCCUACUUGCGGAAUUCCGCUGUGGUAUCAACAGGACCAUGAAUGGCUCGUAAUUAACUCUGGCAACGAGCUGUGACUUGCAUCUGCUGAGGGGACUUUGGCCCCAUCACCAAUAUAAAUAUGAUUAUAU